Molecule: messenger RNA, 3726 nt
Organism: Brassica napus (rape)
Lineage: Eukaryota; Viridiplantae; Streptophyta; Magnoliopsida; Brassicales; Brassicaceae
Product: rho guanine nucleotide exchange factor 8-like
Exons: 11
Coding region: 1017-2048 (343 amino acids)
Molecular function (GO): guanyl-nucleotide exchange factor activity
Source: RefSeq, a predicted model, not a curated record
CUAAGACAAUCUCGGUCAAUGCUGAUUUCGGCUUAAAUCUGAUAGUUGAAAUCGUUUAUUUGAAAAAAACUUUAGUUUAAAUUGGAAUAAACACUGUAUCAAAAUUCAUAUAUAAAAAAGUACGAUGGAAAUUGUUCAGUUUAAAAUAAGCCCCUUUGUUUCUUAAUUUUUAGUUUGCAAAUUUGUUUCAGAAGGAAAAAAUUGUAUUUAAGCUUAUUUAUGUCAUUUGUGUUUCACGGUGUUUUAGUUAUAUGAACUCAGAGCAUGUGCACAAUCAAAAUUCUACGUUGAAACUAACUUAAAUAGCGAUUAAGGAAUAAUAAAAUUUGGAGGAUAACAAAAUAGUUAAUUCGAUGAGUGGUAGAUCUGCCAUGAGAAAGUUGAAUCAGUUGGAUUUUUAUUGCCUUGUCCGUUCUUCCUGGAACGUCACUUUUACCACAAAACCAUCAAUUUAUUUGUAAGACGGAAGAGAGUGAAACAAAUCCUAAAAAUAGCCAACUCCCUAAAUUUUGAUUUACUAAUUUCUUGUAUUUGAAAUGUUUUUAAUCCUUAAAUCCAAGACAGACGUUUGUUCUUAACAAUUUUGUUACACUUCAAAACCAAAAAGAGUUUUUUUUUUGUUUUGUUUAAUGUAGCACAAAAACCUACAAUACAGUUUCUAAAAGGUUAUAUCAUCUCUUAAAUCAGCUGGAUCUUAAAGGCAAAACGGGGUUUAACUUGCGAGGCAAGAAGACAAGCGAACGUUGUCGUACCAUGGUUGCAGCGUUGGAACGAGGACUAAGCGCUUCAAAAUCAUUCAAUUUCAAAAGAAUGUAUGAUUCACCCUCCACAAAACAGCAACAAUCUCAAACACUUGUCCUGGAGAACGGAGAUUCACAUUUUGUCGAAUCCAACACGCCCGAAAGUCAAAACUCUGAUAGCUUAGCAGAAAGCCCCGUUGAGAGCAUUCCUCCAAUGAUUUCCCCUCUUACUCGGCCGGGAAAACGACCCGAUAUAGACAACAAGCAGAUACGGAUAUGAUGAAGGACAGGUUCGCAAAACUACUACUUGGAGAAGAUAUGUCUGGUGGCGGAAAAGGCGUAUCUUCUGCUCUGGCUCUUUCCAACGCUAUCACAAAUCUUGCUGCGUCUAUAUUCGGGGAACAGACAAAGCUGCAACCGAUGCCACAAGAUAGACAAGCUAGGUGGAAGAAAGAGAUUGAUUGGUUGUUGUCUGUGACCGAUCACAUUGUCGAGUUUGUUCCUUCUCAGCAAACGAGCAAAGAUGGAGUUUGCACCGAGAUUAUGGUGACAAGACAAAGAGGUGAUCUUCUCAUGAACAUCCCAGCCCUUCGAAAACUCGACACCAUGCUCAUCGAUACACUUGACAAUUUCAAAGGACACAAUGAGUUUUAUUAUGUGUCAAGAGAUUCAGAAGAAGGGAAACAAGCUAGCAAUGCUAGGUCAAACGACAAAUGGUGGUUUCCUCCGGUGAAAGUUCCUCCCGGCGGUUUAUCUGACCCGGCUCGGAGAAUGCUUUACUUCCAAAAAGAUUCAGUCACACAGGUUCAAAAAGCUGCAAUGGCCAUUAAUGCUCAAGUCCUCUCUGAAAUGGCUAUACCCGAGAGCUACAUCGACUCUCUCCCAAAGAACGGAAGAGCCAGUCUUGGAGAUUCGAUCUACAAGAGCAUAACGGAGGAGUGGUUUGAUCCAGCGCAGUUCUUGUCCAUGAUGGACUUGUCGACAGAGCACAAAGUGUUGGAUUUGAAGAAUAAGAUUGAGGCAUCUGUUGUGAUUUGGAAGAGGAAGCUUCACGUAAAGGACAGCAAAUCUUCUUGGGGAUCAGCUGUUAGCUUGGAGAAAAGAGAGUUGUUCGAAGAGAGAGCAGAAACGAUCUUGGUCUUCCUCAAACAGAAAUUUCCUGGCCUUCCUCAGUCUUCCCUUGACAUCUCCAAGAUUCAGUUUAACAAGGCGGUUAAACUUCACCUAAAAAGUAUGUCUUCUUCCUAUAAACGUUAUCCUCACCAAUCCACAAAAUUGCGACUCCGAGUCUCCGUCGUCUUCAGUUGACCAGAAGAAGCUUCAAGCUAAGCCUUUGAAAUCAGCCGUUGAUGAUUGGGUUGGGAGGUUGUUGGCUCUGGUUUCUUCAGACAUGAUUAAUGCUGGGUGGGUCUCGAUUUGAUGGGAGUAACUUGCCAAGAGUGCAGCUCAGAUCGUUUCUUUAGUUUAUACUUUGUUUGGUUCAACAGCUUACUAUCGCAUAUUAAGAAUCCAGAAAGUUCUAGAAUUGUUCGAGUGGUUUCAUGUACUUCAAUCACUGAUCUCCUUACAAGACUGUCUAGAUUCACGAAUACGAAGAAAGAUGCAGUUUCUCACGCUUCGAAAGUAAUCUUUCCAUCAUUAAACUAUUGGAGGAAGAAUCUUCAAAGGCACUAUGGGAAAGCAUUGUCCAUCUGCUGAGUACAAUCCGUCAAUUUUCCAGCUUGAGUCAUGUGAACAUGAUUUUCAAAUUUAUUUGAAUAAUAGCCAUCACAGCAGAUAUCGAGAUAGGAGGAGUUGCCGGAGACAUUUUUAGGAUCUCAAAGUAGAUACUGCCAUCAGCACUAUCAGUAAGUGCUCUGAAAAUGUAAACCAGUAAGUUCCUUUCCAAGUUGAAUUCUGUUAAGGCUUCUUAAUUAGAUGGUUUUUGUUGCAAAUAACAAAGACACAUGUGUGUUUGAUCUUGAUAUGUGAUUGCAUGCAUCUGUUUUAAAUUUCCAAUCGGUGUAUGGCAAUAGAUUUCAUGAGGUACAUCUGAAUGGUCAUUGAACUUUGUUAUUAUAUGAUGAUGAUUAAAUGUCCUUUUGUUAAUGAAAAUCAAGUUCUUAAUAUAGUAUUAGAAAUUAUAUUAUUAUUAUUAUUAUUUCUGCUUUUUGUUUCAUACAUGGAUUUUUUAGAUUCUGGUAAUAUAAUCUUUAUGAGUUCGUCUCUUUACAUGUCUUAAACUGUGGUAGAAGAAAGAAAGAACAAUUAUACUGAAACAAGACGAACUAAGUGACCUUCGUAUCAAAACCAUUUAGCAUGAAUGAAUUCCCACUAUAGUAAACAGUUAAUGUUAUAUACCUAUUUCAUGGAAAGUAGGAGGUUGGAUAACCGAGAUGUGAGUAGAGGGUUUAUGAAAAAAACAAAAGACAAAAGGUGCGACUAUAAGCUAUUAGCUAGGUAAUACUUAAUUAACAUACUUGAGCACACUUGAGUAAGCAUAAAAUCAAACGUAUGAUAAAGCUUUUCUCUUCUAGGUUGAGGACAAUACACGUAAAAUAUAAAAACAAGAAGCAUUUGUAAUCGAUGGAUGAUGUACAAUGAUCAUGCAAGCCUAUUUCGAAAAAACUUUAGUUACAUAUCAUGUAUUAGCACGUGAAAUCCAAAGAAAACUAUAAUAUAGAUUUCUAACCGCAAUACAAUAUUUGUUAUACUUUGUUAAUAAUUAUUUUGAUCACCAACCCAUUCUGAGAAAAUAACAGUAUUAUGUAAAUACGAUUAUGAACAUUAUUCAAACAAAUUGUAUAUAGAUAGCAAAUACAUCAACGGAGAUGGAUGAUGAAGAGGAAGAAAAAAACAAAAGAUAAAUGUUCUAAUAUCCUUAAACAUUAUAAAUUUAACGGUUUUAAAGCUAAAAUAAAAUUUAAAUGGAUUGUGCAUAAAAUUUAUUUUAAUUAAAAUUAAAUAAGUACGAUAAAAAUAUUCAGAUUAAACUAAGCUUAUAUCA